UCCUAGUUCUCACACACAACAAUCUACUAGUAUCUCAUAAGCCUACAACAUCCCUUGAACCAGAGCCCCACCCAACUCACUAGUCACCAUGGCCAAUUUCCAGAUAACUCCCCGCGCAGCGUUCGUGGAGAGCAAUGAGCUCAACUUCCGCAGCCUGUACCUUUUCCACACUCCCCUUGGUUCAAACCAGAAUCAGUCAGGCAUAAUAGACUCGAAUGUUACUACCGGUUUGGGUGCGGCAGUCGUUAACAACUGGCCGAUAUGUGAUGGCCCUAGCCCCGGCGCCACCGUUGUUGCGCGUGCACAAGGCCUGCAUAUCUAUGCCGGUAACUGGCAGAAUACUUUCAGCAUAACAUUCGAGGUUGAAAGGUUUAAGGGAUCAACGCUUCAAGUGAUGGGGAUAUCCGUCGAAGAAGGUGAGUGGGCUAUUGUUGGUGGGACAGGACAGUUCGCUAUGGCGACCGGUGUCAUCUAUAAAAAGUUCCAUGAACAAAGGAGCGAAGGUAACAUCAUAGAACUCACUAUCCAUGGAUUUUGUCCCAUGGUUCACAGAGCCUUCCCACAAAGGUUGGACCAUGGGGUGGAAAUGGAGGCUCAGAUAAAGACAUCGUCGAGGCACCCAAGACGUUUAGAGAGCAUCACAGUUAGCAGCGGCACUAUCAUUGAUUCAAUCAAAUUUUCUUAUGUCGACCAAGCUAUAAGUUGUGUAAUGAACUUGGUAAAGCGAGUGAAGAUCCAAAGCUAUGCAUUGUGAACAUGAAAAAUUGGUAGAUGGAUAUGAUGCGAUGGAUUUUUCUACUAGAAUAGACACGAAAAAGUGAUGCAAAAGCCCACUCAUCAAACAUCACGAAUCAAUACUUGCAUAACCUACAAUACUACCACAUGCUCACGGAUCGAAGUUAAAACAAGUAGGGAGUGAUGUGACUUAUACCAAUGGAGGGCGGUAAAAGUGGAGUUUGAGAAACAAUGGAACAUAAUGACGUGAGAAAAAUGGUGGGAAAUAAAAGAUAUAAAAUAUAAAGGAGAAAGAAAGAAAGAAAGAAAAUAAAAGAAAUAAUAGACAAUAAACAAAAGAUACAGGUUCGAAAUAGACCUUUGUCGAGUCCCAUUGUUGCCAAAGAUGACCAUACUAGCAGCGAAACUUUCUUUGCCGAGUACCCUACUCGACACACAUUGCAACAUCGUCAACGCUCUGUCAACUGUGGCGACAAGGGACACAUGCCAUGCACUUUGCCGAGGGCACUUGUAUUUGCCGAGUUUUGUAUGACGUGUACUUGGAAAAUGAUAUCUUGGCUGAGGGCUAUCUCUCUGCUGAGUUUUUUAUAGACACUCGACUUUA
Messenger RNA from Triticum aestivum (bread wheat), 1339 nucleotides. RefSeq lists its product as uncharacterized. The coding region runs from base 89 to 754 and encodes 221 amino acids. The transcript has 3 exons. The record is from RefSeq and is a predicted model, not a curated record. NCBI's taxonomy places the organism in Eukaryota, Viridiplantae, Streptophyta, Magnoliopsida, Poales, Poaceae.